Molecule: messenger RNA, 453 nt
Organism: Siniperca chuatsi (mandarin fish)
Lineage: Eukaryota; Metazoa; Chordata; Actinopteri; Centrarchiformes; Sinipercidae
Gene: cops9
Product: COP9 signalosome subunit 9
Exons: 3
Coding region: 130-303 (57 amino acids)
Biological process (GO): negative regulation of protein neddylation
Source: RefSeq, a predicted model, not a curated record
AGUAGAUUCAGCCGAGCCCAAUUUAGUGUUGCACACGUUUGUUUUGUUUACGUGUGCUGAGAAGCUAUCCUAGCUAGCCACAAGCAACAUCUUUUAAACCAAUUUAUGCUGAACUGAUACUAAAAAAUAAUGAAACCCGCAGUGGACGAGAUGUUCCCUGAAGGAGCUGGACCGUACGUGGAUCUGGACGAGGCAGGAGGCAGCAGCGGCCUGCUAAUGGACCUGGCGGCCAAUGAAAAAGCAGUGCACUCUGAUUUCUUCAACGACUUUGAGGAUCUGUUCGACGACGAUGACCUGCAGUGACAACAGCAUCUGAACGUGUCUCUGUGAACGUGUACAUAAGAAAAUGGGCUUAUUCUGACUACAAGUUCUCUCUUAUUUGUACAGUCCCCCACCUCCUACAUGUCACAUACCAACAUACUGAAAUAAAGUCUUUUUCGUUUUUACAAAAAA